GCUCUCUGGGUGGUUUCGUCUUGUUUUGGGUGUUUUGGGGGAUUUUUGGAUUUACAGCCUUUCUGCGACCCUCAGGUCUUGCUGUGAACUCGCCAUGUUGUUGAAUCUUUAACUCGAUGAUGGAUCGUCAGGAAUCGAUCUUCUUCCUCUGUUUCGUGAUAAUCUCUGCUGCUGCUGAUCCACUGAAGACCCUGAGAGCCUCUGUAGGAAGAAGCGUCACUCUGCCCGACACUGUGGAGGAGGAAGGAUUUCUGGUAUAUGGAGGAAAGAUUUUAGCUCAGGUGGACGAGAAGAAACUGUUUAAGAUUUAUGGAGACAAUUACAAGGAGAGACUUCACUGGAACCAGAACACAGGACGUUUUACUCUCACCAGGCUGCAGAAGUAUGACUCUGGGAUCUAUGCAGUUGACUCGAAGAAAGGAAGAGUCGUUUUUGUAGAUUAUAAACUGAUGGUGUACGACGCUGUACAGACUCCUAAUGUCAGCAUAUUGAACAGAAGCUCUGAGAGCUGCUCUCUGAGCUGCUCUGUGGACUCAGCUCAGGAGGACACCACGCUGCUGUGGUCCAAAGACCUGAAGAUCCUGAAGAAGAAGCGCUCUGCUGCUUCUCUGUCUCUGAAUUUAUGGUACUGGCAAGACCUGAACUUUUCUCUUCAAUGUGUGGCUAAAAACCCUGUAGAGAAUAAAACAGUGUCAGUUGAUGUGAGGACAGUCUGUCCACUGAAACAGAGAGGGAAGACCCGCAGCUCCACAUACUUCCGGCAUCAUUUGAUCCUCAUCACUAUCAUCCCCACAGUGUGUGGUCUCAUCUUAUUACUUUCUGUUGUCAUCUGGAGGUUUUCUCACCCAAAAAAUGUGACAGUAAGACAAACAGAAGUUUCUACAGAAGUAGAGUACGCUGACGUCCAGAUCCGUGACAACAGAUACACUGAGCUCCCACGACGACCAUCAGAAUCGGAGCGCCCAACUCUGACGACCAUUUAUGAUGAGCUGACCUUCAGUCGCACAGACUGCUGAACAUGUAUGGCGUUAAACUGACAAAGGCUGAAUCCCAUUUCAUCCCUGAG
Messenger RNA from Salarias fasciatus (jewelled blenny), 1066 nucleotides. RefSeq lists its product as uncharacterized. NCBI's taxonomy places the organism in Eukaryota, Metazoa, Chordata, Actinopteri, Blenniiformes, Blenniidae. The coding region runs from base 117 to 1016 and encodes 299 amino acids. The transcript has 6 exons. Gene Ontology annotation, cellular component: membrane. The record is from RefSeq and is a predicted model, not a curated record.